This is a messenger RNA of Branchiostoma floridae (Florida lancelet), 2957 nucleotides long. Its product is annotated as bax inhibitor 1-like. Gene Ontology annotation, biological process: negative regulation of endoribonuclease activity; cellular response to unfolded protein; negative regulation of RNA splicing. Gene Ontology annotation, molecular function: enzyme binding. Bases 46 to 762 code for a protein of 238 amino acids. Gene Ontology annotation, cellular component: mitochondrial membrane. Lineage: Eukaryota; Metazoa; Chordata; Leptocardii; Amphioxiformes; Branchiostomatidae. The record is from RefSeq and is a predicted model, not a curated record. The transcript is spliced from 9 exons.
AGUGUCUGGAACUCUUGACUGACUGAAGGGAAAGCAGACGACAUCAUGGACGCCUUGUUUGGACAGAGGAAAAUCAACCUCCAGGCUCUCACAGACUUCUCCCAACUGGAGAAGCCUGUGAAGGAGCACCUGAAAAAGGUGUACUCCAGCCUGGCCAUCGCCAUGCUUGCAGCUGCAGCAGGUGCCUAUGUCCACCUGAUGACUGGAUUUAUACAGGGAGGUUUCCUGUCUGCUAUCGCCUCCAUCGGCCUGCUGAUCUGGCUGGGUGUGACGGAAAACGCUCCCGCCAACCAGCUCAAGCGCCUCGGUAUCAUGGGAGGGUUCGCCUUCUGUGUCGGUCUUGGCCUUGGCCCCCUGAUGGAUCAGGUUAUUCAGAUUGACCCAAGCAUCAUUCCUACUGCGUUCAUCGCCACCACUGUGGUGUUUGUGAGCUUCACGCUGAGCGCUCUGUGGGCACAGAACCGAUACUACCUGUUCCUCGGAGGUAUGCUGAUGUCAGGUCUGCAGAUGCUGAUGCUGGGGGGACUCCUCAACCUGUUCUUCAGGUCCUACAUCCUGUUCCAGGCACAGCUGUAUGUGGGCCUGGCCAUCUUCUGUGCCUUUGUGCUGUACGACACCCAGCUGAUCGUGGAGAAGCGUCGCCGUGGAGACACCGACUAUAUCUGGCACUGUGUGGACCUGUUCCUGGACUUUGUCAACAUCUUCCGCCGCAUCAUGAUUAUCCUGGCACAGAGGCAGCAGGAGAAGAAGUCCAGGAAGUAAUUCAACUGUGUGUGACUUCUGUAAGACACGUCAGGAUGGAGACAUCAGAAGUUCAUGUUCCAAGCUCCAAAAGAUCAUAGACACUACGUACUAUAGUGAAAAGGUUUAAACUUUGUUCCAACACAACAGAAAGACUCGCCAUAAAUUUUCAGUCGAGUAUUUCGACCUUCUGCAGAUAGAUGAUUCACUACACUGAUGGUCCGGAAGUCAUUGGAUGACGUCUGUACUCAGCAGCGAAUCACAGAUGGUGGGAAGGCAGAACCUACCACCAUCACGGUUCAGAGAGGGUUGAUGCGCCUUAAUGGCCUCCUUGACACCCCUCAUAAACCAAUCCAAGAUGCAUACUUUCUGUUGUGUUGGAACAAAAUUUUAACUUUUUCACUAUGGAAUUUACCACAAUAACACAGAUGAGCUUUCAUCCGGACACUACGUACUGUUAUACUGAGAACAAAUUACAACUGGAUGUAGGACUGGUGAAGUUGUUUUGUCCUAUUUCAUUGCUGGCUAACUUGGAUAGAUGUUUUCACAUCUACUUCUCCUAAUUUUUUAAAAAUAAUUCAAUGUUGACAACAGGAUAAGAAUGAUUUCUAAUAUUACAUUGGAUGUUUUUUGAGUGACAUUCAUCGCUUUUCUUUAUAAUUAUACAGCAGCAGAACAAACUAGCCGAACAAGCCAAUACUUUAUAUAAUGUCAAUACUUAGAUAUGAUUGUCUUCAUUGAAUGUGAUACAGAUGCGAAAUGCUAUUUAGUAGAACAGGCAUGACUACAUUUUGUUUGGCUCACAAUUUAUGGAUAUCUGAAAUUUUGUCAGAACAUACUACAUAUCAUUUUUCCUACUUAGAAUUAAUUUUUUUGUUCUUUAUUAGCAGUAUAUCUCAGAAUGGUGAUAGCCUGAGUUUCUAUUUGUGUUUAUUCUUAUGGAAGUAAUUUUAAUGGUUUAUAAAAUGCACAAUUUGGUGUUUGUCAUGCAAGUAUUUCAAUAUUUUGAUGUUUGGUGUUUUGCUUGCAGUUCAAUUAACCUAAUUAAAAGUUAAGUAUUCAUAAUGCAGUAUACAACUCGUAUAUAUACAUAUCUACAUGUACAUGUAGAACCAUAAUUUCUUGAUUUAAGUACAUAUACGCACCCCUGACACAAGGCAAGACAGUGAUGAACAAAACUAUGGGAUUGAAACAUGAAAUAUGAAAACUCAUGACAAAUAAACUACAAAUCCCAUCUCCACUGACUCAUUUUACUCUGUUUCAAGUUCAAUUUCAUGUUGUUUUCUUCUCUUUCCCUGGGUAAUUUUGCAUAAAUUAAGGACUUCUAUACACUUUCCUUGAUUAAAUUUGUAAAAAUUCUCAUUUAUUCCAUGGCGGCAUGUCUUCAAAGUUACAAAGUUGCUCAAGCCUGGUGGUAAAGUGAAGGUAUAUUUCAUUUACAGAAAUGUACAUGACAACAGCACAUUUGAGGUUCUCUCUUAAGUAUGCACUCCGACUUUGGCAACACAGGGUUGGACAAGUCCACUAGCCCUAUUGUCCAGCGGAAGUGAAAAUGCUGUUCGGGCAAGUACAUUUCCAACCCCACUUGCCCGAUCGGGCAAGUAAGAUUUUCCCAUUGGUGUGAUUUUGAUACACUGUAACUUUUCACAGUCAUUGUGUCAAGCAUUGGUAAACACAGAAAAAUAGAGUCAAUAAUAAAAGAAUUCCAUUGUUGGAAGUGAAAAUACACAGAAAAAAUGUCAUUUGAAUUCCGGGCAAGUGAAAAGUUGGUUUGGGCUAGUGGAUUUUUUGUGUACUUGCCCAAUAGGACAAGUGAAAUUUUUAAAACUUGUCCAACCCUGCAACAGCUUGAUUGAAGCACCUGUUGGAUUUUGUCAAAUUUAAAAAAUGCAUACUUUAAUCAAGAAAAUAUGGUAUAUGCUCAUAUACUGAUACCACUUUAUUAUACAUGAAGCAUAUUGAAAAGCUUAGGAGAAAGUUGUAUAACUAAUUUCAGCCUUUCUUGAAGUACAUUUAAACCAGGACAUAAUUUUAUGUAGCAUCUCUUUUGGUAUACAAUUAUGUGAUUUUCUUCUUAAUGUCUUGUCUUGAAUAUAUAUAAGUUACUACAAUGUGCCAUAUAGACAUUAGUCUUAAUGUUGUAAUAUGGCCAUCUGUAUUAUAUGCUACUGUGGGUAUGAUACUGAACGGACAAUAAAUGUGGUGUUCUGAAGGCU